AUGGACUUAAAAAUAAAGCUCUGGCACUCUAGUCUAGGGGAAGACCAGAGAGGCGCGUCACUGGCGGAACAAAUUGACGAAUCCACUUUCUGCACACUAAAUGAUGAUGCCCCCACACGGAUUAUGGGUAACUGCGCCAGCUCUCCAGACAUCACAAUAGCGAGCCCUGGUCUAAUAAACUACGCAACUUGGAGAGCAGUAGUUUUUCUAGCCUCAGACCACUUACCCAUAAUCGUUUGUCUGGAUCGACCCAACGACUUUAUCGUCUCUGAACGACGUCUCUACAUAAACCAAAAGAAAACAAACUGGCUCGGCUUCAGAGAAUUCACUGAUCGCAUUUUCAAUGAUCUUCCAGCUCCUAGCAACGUACACCAAGCAGAGAGCAAGUUCCGCGAAGCUGUCAUCGCAGCAGCAGCCCGCUUUAUUCCUGCUGGUCGACUAUCCAUAGUGCGGCCGCACUUCCCAGCAGAUGCAGCGAGACUAGCAGACGAGCGCGAUGACCUCCGAAAUAUCAACCCCGACGAUCCACGUAUUGUCCAGCUGAAUCACGAUAUUAGCAGGUUGGUAAAUGAGGACAAGCGGAAUAAAUGGUUAAAUAAUUUGAAGAACUGCAACUUAAGCUCAGGUGUCAGUAAGUUGUGGUCUACAGUUCGGUCUCUCUCCAACCCGACGAAGAAGGAUGACAGGGUCGCGAUUAAGUUCACUCAGAUCUCACAAGGCUUGAACCAGCAGAGGCCUUGUGAAAGGACACUCCUAGUGGCGAAGGCCUUCGAUACAGUCAGCCAUACCACUCUCUUCCAGGACAUCCUGCAGUCCACUAUGCCCAACAAUUUGAAGAGAUGGAUUGUAAAUUAUCUCAGUGGCCGUCAAUCGUUCGUUGAGUUUAGAGACAAAUGUUCCAAAACCCGUAGAGUUAAACAGGGUGCACCACAGGGCGGCGACCUAUCCCCCUAUUAUUUAACUUCUACCUCUCUAAACUCCCCACACCUCCACAAGGUGUGGAAGUUAUUUUCAUUCUAUUUGAAAAAGGAUGGAGCAAAUGCUACACCUUUUAUAGUAAUUAAAGAGGGAUUUAAAGAACUUUCAACUGCACAUAAUCCGGGCAAAUAA
Molecule: messenger RNA, 1110 nt
Organism: Lucilia sericata (common green bottle fly)
Lineage: Eukaryota; Metazoa; Arthropoda; Insecta; Diptera; Calliphoridae
Exons: 4
Coding region: 1-1110 (369 amino acids)
Source: RefSeq, a predicted model, not a curated record